UUCGCCCUGAGACAGAGAGAGUAACCCUAACUCAAAUAAAAAAUAUAAGAGAAUUGAAUAUAUGUACUUAAGUCAACUGACGAAGUACACAUACCGGUACUUGAUUAAUGAACGGAUUGAGGUUGGAGGGGAAAAAAUAAAAAACGGGAACGGCAGUGACAUGUCCAGUCCAGGUGGUGGCGGCAAUGUACUUUUAGGACCGCAUAAAGCGGACCGAAUAAGACCCAAAUCGUUUUGUGCAAUUUGUGAGUCUGUGAGAGGAAUCAAUUGUUCGCGUGUUUCUGUUUAAAUUAGUGUAGCCACAAUCCAACAAAGUCCGUCGCGUUCAUCGUGUCAGCGGUAACUUCUGCCACCUCGUCCCAUUUUCUCACGUCGACUAUCAGAUUGCCAUCUGGGAACAUGACCACCAUCAGGUUUGGGAGCAGCACUGGACCAUCUCUGCUGGCCAGCACAUCAAAGAGAACUUUGGAUGUAGACCCCGUUGAAAAGACAAACUUUGAUCCGGAUCAACUUCAGCAGUGUCCAUUCGAUAAAAGUCACCAGAUCCGGGCUUGUCGCCUUUCCUAUCACCUUUUGAAAUGCAAGCAGAACCAUCCGAAACUGGCCAAGGAGCUCAAAACCUGCCCCUUUAACGCCUGCCACCUGCUCCCCAGGCAUGAGCUGGCUCGCCACACUGAAACCUGCCCCAACAGGAUUUCUGUGGGCGUAAAGGAUGUUGGAGCUGAACGGAAAUGGGACGUUCCGGUCAGAUCCCAGUUCAGCGCAGCCGUGACCGAAGACUGGGAAAAUGAGCUGGACGAAGCAGCCCCUCCGUUUAUUUGGGGCCAAACAGUCGUUCAAAAGUCAACAGAAGCUCAGGCCUUCAAGACUGUUGGAGCCAAUUUCCGUGGACCCACAUCCCUCCCGUGGUAGAUAGAAUUUUUUUAUAGGUUGCUUUUGAGACCAGUUUGUGGACUUUUCACUUUUUUUCCAUCGUUGCAAGUCUUUUUAAGCAGUUGCUUUUAAAAUGUUGUUUGGUCUCUGACAUUUGUAGUGUUUUUUUUUCCUAUAUUAAAAAUAUCUUGUAUGGCA
Messenger RNA from Hippocampus zosterae (dwarf seahorse), 1071 nucleotides. RefSeq lists its product as uncharacterized. The record is from RefSeq and is a predicted model, not a curated record. Lineage: Eukaryota; Metazoa; Chordata; Actinopteri; Syngnathiformes; Syngnathidae. The transcript is spliced from 7 exons. The coding region runs from base 400 to 912 and encodes 170 amino acids.